Molecule: messenger RNA, 861 nt
Organism: Candida tropicalis MYA-3404
Lineage: Eukaryota; Fungi; Ascomycota; Pichiomycetes; Serinales; Debaryomycetaceae
Exons: 1
Coding region: 1-861 (286 amino acids)
Source: RefSeq, a predicted model, not a curated record
AUGGGGAUUAAUUUGAGUUUGAUUAAUCUUAUAUUAAAAGUACCAAAUUUUGAUGAGAAAUCAAUUGAUAGUUACAAAAUAAAGAAAACAAAUUCAAAUAGGGUACAAGAUCAAUUGAAUACUAAAAUAAAUACAAAUGUUGCCAGUAAUUCUAAUAGUACAAGUGAUAAUGGUAUUAAAGGACAGGUUGAAAAUUAUGGAACAGGUGUAAUCAUUCCUGAUGUACUUCCAAAUUUAUCGAAAUCAAGAAUUCUGCAGAAGAUUCAACGUGAAAGAUUCCUUAGACAACAACAGCAAAGAUUAUUGGCAGAAAGAAGACUUGCAGAAUCCCAGUUUCAAGAAAUUCAAAGAAAUCCUGAUGUUGUUACAAGUAUUGAAGGUGAUCUUCAAAAUGAAGAACCAGUAGCUGAUGAAGAUUAUGGAGAAUCAAUUGAAGUUGUUGGACUAGAAGAUGAUGGAUAUGCUUAUACCGGAGGAUUGCGUAAUCGAAUUGAUAGAAAUCAACAAGUACAUAAAAGUGCUGGUGCUAAAUUAAGUACUGGAAGGAAUUCAACUGGAUUGAAUGAAAAUAAAGUUGAUGAUGAUGAUGAUAGUAAUAGUGGACAGGAAGCACAAGAUAGUAGUGAAGAUCAAUUUGAAGUUGAAGCUAUUGAAGGACCGAUUUUGAAACCAAUUCCGCCUCAUAAUGAAGAACAGGAAAUUCAAAAUGAAGUUGAUGGAGAUGAAACAACUGGAACUGCUAAUGAAGGUAGCUUAUCAAAUAUACCUGAAGAAACCGAAGAAGAAGAAGAAGAAGAGGAGGAGGAGGAUGAAGAAGUCUUCACAUCACGUGCAGAAACCACGGAAAAUACUCUGAUGUAA